AUGUUUGCUGUGGAAGAUUUCCAGUCCCUCCCUGACAUCAAAAAUCAGUUGCUGAGACCUUUGAAAACAUUAACUGUCGAAAUUGUUAAACUGCCCACCACUGUCACUGAAGGCAACAAGAGAGAUGUUGUGUUUCUAAUUGACGGCACUUCCAAGGUGGGGACAAAUUUUUAUCGAAUCCGUGAUUUUAUUUACAAUCUCAUUCAAAAUUUUGAUGUUGGAGAGGACAAGGAUCGGAUUGGUGUGGUACAAUACAGUGACGAUGCAAGGGUUGAAUUUCCAUUGAAUGCUUACUCAAAUUUCAUGACACUGCUGGAUGCAGUGAGGAGGCUUGGACUCAAGGGCGGUAGAACGCUGAACACUGGCUCGGCCCUGGACUUUAUUAUGAAGAAUGUCUUGACAAAAUCUGCUGGGAGCAGGCGAGAUUUGGGUAUCACACAAAUUCUGGUGCUGAUCACAACUGGAAAGUCUCAAGAUGAAGUCAGGUUGCCUUCAGAGAUUCUAAAACGAGCUGGUGUUGUUACGUUCACAGUUGGAAUAAAUGAAGCAGAUAACAGUGAGCUCCAUCAGAUCGCAUACUCCCCCAAACUAAUUUUUCAAGUCAAUGAUUACUGGGAUCUUUCGGAUUUGGACUUGCAGCUCCUCACUGUUCCUAAUCCACAGAUGGGUGAAAGCGUUGAAAUACCAUCCGCCACAACAGAAGUUGAUAAAAGGGAUAUUGUUUUCCUAAUCGAUGGAUCUGCCAACAUUGGGAAAGGUUUUCCCAUAGUUCGUGAAUUUCUGUCCAGAAUGAUUGGAAACUUUGAUGCUGGUGAGGAGAAGGUCCGAUUUGGGGUGACCCAAUUCAGUGAGAAUCCGAGAACUGAGUUCCUUCUGAACACUUAUUCCACUAAGAAUGAAAUGCUGUCUGCCGUGAAGAAGCUUAAACUCAAGCGAGGGAAGAAACUCAAUAUCGGUGCAGCCCUCGAUCACGUGAUGAAGAAUGCCUUUGCUGCCUCUGCCGGAAGCAGGCUGAAGAGCAGUGUUCCGCAAAUCCUACUGCUCCUCACUUCUGAAAAGUCAAGGGAUGAUAUUUCACAGCAGGCAGCCAAGCUACGAGAAAUGGGCAUUGUGACAUUUACGGUUGGGGUGAAGAAGGCUAAUCAAGCACAACUGGAGCAGAUAGCAUAUGCUCCCAAGUUGGCUUUCUCCAUGAGCAGCAUCCGGGGUUUGUUUGACAUCGAACACCAGCUUCAGACCAUCAUGAAGUCAGUGGUCGUUGAAGUAGUUGAAAUACCCUUGAAAGAUCAGUCUCACUAAAUAACAUGCCAGACUACUGCAAUGAAGAUGCAUGACAUUCAGCCUCUUCACAAUACGCCUUGGUGCCUACAAAGAAUGAACAACUCACAUUCCAAAGAAAUUGCAUUUCACCCACCAGCACUUACUUUUCCACUCACAAUAAUUUCCUGCUAAUAUACUUUAUCAAUACAAGGCUGUCUGUGUUUCUGAAGUAUUUUAUUAAAUACCUGCAGCUUGUAGUUAAUGAAGAUAACAUACAAAGCAUUUAACAUGGUAAUGAAACUAAUACACUGCAUUGAGUGCUGGAUUUGAUAGUUUCAUUACUACAGUUUUAUGUCACAACAAACUAACAAGGUAAUUACAAGCUAUACUCAUGAAUGUAGAAAUAAAGUCUGAGGUACUCUGUUUGGAGGACUCCCACCAGACUUAUCUUCCUCUCGGAGCAAAGCUCACCACCAGCUUAGGUUGAGUCUCAACACAAGGAGCUUUUAUUAAAAUCAUUCAUAAAGACAAA
Callorhinchus milii (elephant shark) is the source of this 1792-nucleotide messenger RNA. Its product is annotated as collagen alpha-3(VI) chain-like. The transcript has 4 exons. The record is from RefSeq and is a predicted model, not a curated record. NCBI's taxonomy places the organism in Eukaryota, Metazoa, Chordata, Chondrichthyes, Chimaeriformes, Callorhinchidae. Bases 1 to 1299 code for a protein of 432 amino acids.